UGCUCAUCUACUCAUAAUGCACUAUCUGCUUGCUUUUUCGGUCGACGUGCCAAUCAUAGCGCGAUAGGAGCCUAUAGUAGCAACGAGGACGAGACUUCGGAACCUCGCGGCGGGCGCAACUGCUGCCAUCUGGCGCGCUCGGGGAACCAAGCCCGCAAAUUGCUUUUCUCUCCCCGCCGCCAUCUCCUUCGUCUGCUCGCUCGAGGGACCCCGUGCUCUCGUGGAUGGCAUGCACCCCGACGCCGACGUUGACCGAAUAUGAGCUGCUGACGACAAGUAGCGUCACGACGACGUUUUCCGAGAGCCUCACCACGGAUCCUCCGGAUGUAACGACAAUCUCCUCCACAUCCUGCCUCGUAUCCUCGGUCAACUCUGCAAAUGGCACGACAUGCCUUUCCUCGACGACGGUGGAGAUCGUGAGCACAGUUGAUGUGUGCGCUCGAUGGGGGCAGUGAGCCGAAAUCUGACGCCUGUACUUCCACCACAGAGGGCGAAGUGAACACCAUCCAGGUCCCGAUAGUGCUCACCAUCCCCAUCACCCAAUCCCUACCCACCGCAACUCUUUUCUCCUCUUGCGCUACCGUCGGCGACGAUGGUUCGUCCAAUCCUCCGCCGACUCCACCGUCUCCGCCUCCACCGCCGCCUUCGUCUUCGUCCCCCGCCUCUCAACCGACGUACCCAACCGGCCCCGUAGUAGUCAGCUUAUCGACGCCUCCACCUACUGUUAUCGUCUCUGCGGUCUCUUCCACUCUUUUGGACGGGUCUGUUUUUGUGACAUACAUGACUUCGACGUCGACUCUACCUGCCACUCCUGUAUUCCUUCCCACCACGCUGGUGGGAGACGAUGGCCAUAAUCAUCCGCAGAGCGUCUCAACAGACGAUGUUGGCCCUAUCGUCGGGGGUGUGCUAGGAGGGUUCUUUGGGCUGAUAGGCAUAGUUGCGCUUAUGUGGUUCUUCUGGCGCAAGCGAGAAAGCUGGCGAGAGCGCUAUGCUGGUCCUCAAAUGCGCGAGAACGAGUCUGCUGUAUACUCUCCGCGCCCACGCUACACCAAAGGUUCGCCGCCGCCCCCUGGUCUGGAGCCGAAACCAUAUCAGUAUGGCCUUGUUGGCCGGCCGUCGUCCACUCCCUCUUACUGCUCAUCUCCCGGGGCCUCCCCUCCUCCCACCCGCCCACAAUCGUUUUCCGCAUUCUCUGCAAUGACCGCAUACACCGCGCCCCUACCAUCCCCGAACCAAAACACAUCCACUCCCAACCUGCUACGCACGACCUCUCCCGUGUCCCCAACGGUGCGGCCCAUAACGCCCAUGACGCCGCUCACGCCCGCCUACCUCGGUGCGCACCGCCCGUCGGGCUCCGAGGCGUCCGUUGGCACUGCGGUGAGUUACCCGUUCCCAGUAUUGCCCCCCACCCCACGCGAGGAGCGCGCGUCGCGGGACUCAUUUGGCGACGCCGCCGCUGCCGGCGAGGGCGAGAGCGUUUCGGAGCGGAGGCCGACACGCCUGUCGCUCACGCUCGCGAACUGGAACCCGGAGACGGACGGGGAGCUGUUCCCGCGCGCGAGCUCGGACGACGGGCGGCCGGGCAGCACGCUUGGGCGUGAUGAGGGCCGCCGAUCGGGAUAAUGUUGUCUCGUGUGGGGUUUACUACAUGUACGCUUGGGAGCCGCCAUGUGCCGUCCAUUCGUUCUGUCUUCCAUACACGAGUUGGGUUUUGUGGACGCCUUGCCGCUUGGUGUUUCUGAUAUGUUCGGACUGGUCCAACCUUCUUCGCUGCCUGUUACGGACUCGCAUUCAUGCCGCUAACCUCGUACUGGGAAUUCCAUCGAGUUGUAUGAGCAUAUUACGCGUUGCGGUCGUUGGUGUUUCUAUACGAGUCCUUGCCGUCU
Molecule: messenger RNA, 1886 nt
Organism: Trametes versicolor FP-101664 SS1
Lineage: Eukaryota; Fungi; Basidiomycota; Agaricomycetes; Polyporales; Polyporaceae
Exons: 3
Coding region: 430-1623 (397 amino acids)
Source: RefSeq, a predicted model, not a curated record